Molecule: messenger RNA, 1947 nt
Organism: Pangasianodon hypophthalmus (striped catfish)
Lineage: Eukaryota; Metazoa; Chordata; Actinopteri; Siluriformes; Pangasiidae
Gene: faah2b
Product: fatty acid amide hydrolase 2b
Exons: 12
Coding region: 102-1799 (565 amino acids)
Source: RefSeq, a predicted model, not a curated record
GUCAUGCCUUUGCGCAUGAAACCUGUCCUUCCCGUGUUGCACACCGUGACUUCUCUGGCUUCGCACUAAGUACACACGUAUAUAUAGUAUAUAUAUUUACUAUGGGUUUAACAGCAGGAGAGAGGAUUGUGCAGUGGCUCUUCCGUGCAGUCUCCAGCUUUUUCUGCGCGCUUUUUGUUUUGGUGUCGCCGCGACGCAAAGCAGGAAAAGUGGCGCCGGUCACCGAGUCGCUGCUCCUCAUCCCCGCCGUGCAGCUGGCCGAGAAAAUCCGCCGCAAACAGGUCUCGUGUGUAGAGGUGGUUCAGGCCUACAUAGACAGGAUCCAGCAGGUGAACCCGCUCCUGAAUGCUAUGGUUAAGGACAGAUUUUCAGCAGCUUUGGCAGAAGCAGCUCAGGUGGACAGGCUGAUAGAGGAGGAGACCGGGGGGGAGGAGGCUCUUGCAGACCGACUUCCUCUGCUGGGGGUCCCUUUUUCUGUCAAAGAGUCUUUUUUCUUACAGGGUAUGCCCUGCUCCACAGGCCUGGUCUCUCGGGCUGGUUUUGUUGCCAGUAAAGACGCCCCUGCCGUGGCCCUGCUGAAGAGAGCUGGAGCCAUUCCUCUAGGAGUGACCAACACCAGUGAGCUGUGCAUGUGGCUGGAGUCUAGCAAUCACCUGUAUGGCAUCACCAAUAACCCCUACGACACGACCAGGAUAUGUGGAGGAAGCUCAGGUGGAGAGGGCAGUAUUCUGGCCAGCGGGGGCUCUGUGAUCGGGAUUGGUUCGGAUAUUGGAGGCAGCAUUCGCAUGCCCUGUUUCUUUAAUGGCAUAUUUGGACACAAAGCGACUCCAGGAAUCAUCUGUAAUGAAGGCCAGCUCCCUCCUAGCUCUGGGCUUCAGGAGGACCUUCUGAGUACAGGUCCAAUGUGUCGCUAUGCUGAAGACCUGCUGCCAAUGCUGAAGAUAAUGGCUGGAACAAAUGCAGACAACUGUGGUGAGCAGGAUAGCAUCUCAGAAAAUACAACACGUUUGAAUCUUGAGGCAGAUGGGCUACAACAGCAGAAGACCACAUCAGAUUCCACUCCUAUCCUUGCCAACCCCCUACAUGAGAGUCACAAACUAUUGCUGUCCUCAGAGGUGGACCUGAAGAAGCUGCGUUUCUUCACAGUAGUAGAUGAUGGUGGCUCUCCGUGGACAUCCCCUGUGGACAAACAGCUGGUUGAAGCACAGAGAAAGGUGAUUCAGCACCUAGAGGCAGAUUUGGGAGUCAAAGUUAAGGAAAUGAGCUUUCCACAGCUGAAGUACUCCUACCAGAUCUGGGACACAUGCAUGGCUCUGCCAGAUAAAGAUGGCAAGCCACCACAGCCUUUUGUGGAGCUGAUGGCAGAUGGAGGCUCGACCGUGUGGCCUGUGUGGGAACUGAUCAAGUGGAUUUUUGGCAAAUCUAACCACACAAUACCUUCCAUUGGUCUGGCUCUAAUGAACAGCAAACCAUCACCGUUCUACCUCAAGGAGAAGGAAGCAUUGCAGCAUGACAUGGACAAGGUGUUGGGGACAGACGGUGUGCUGCUGUACCCCUCUCAUCCUCUCCUGGCCCCUAAACACCAUCAUCCAUUAUUCACAAUAUAUAACUUCUCUUACACAGGGAUCUUCAAUGCGCUGGGCCUACCUGUUACCCAGUGUCCUUUGGGGCUGAGUGAGGAGGGUUUGCCCCUUGGCGUGCAGGUGGUGGGAGGGAAGCUGCAGGACCAUCUAACGCUAGCUGUGGCUCUGUAUCUGGAGAAAACUUUUGGAGGCUGGAGAGACCCAGGAACCACUUGAGAAACUGGACAAUGUGGAGCUGGUGGACCCAUGCUACUUUCAUUAGAAAUUAUUAAAUAUAUUAAACAUAUAAUUUUCCUUGUGUUUACUGAACAUUUAAUAAAUCAGUUUGAGUUUUUACAAAACUAGGGUCACUGGAGAGUUUCUA